Molecule: messenger RNA, 1911 nt
Organism: Paramormyrops kingsleyae
Lineage: Eukaryota; Metazoa; Chordata; Actinopteri; Osteoglossiformes; Mormyridae
Product: protein BTG2-like
Biological process (GO): negative regulation of cell population proliferation
Cellular component (GO): cytoplasm; nucleus
Source: RefSeq, a predicted model, not a curated record
GUUGACUAGAUUAUGUAACUCUUUUGUACUUCCCAACUUAAAAGGAGAUCAGAGACCCCUUCGGUUCAGUACUUAGGAUGUUCAAGCACUCGUCAACUGGUACUAUUUGUUUUCGUUAGUGAGAUUCAUUGCGUUAUGUGGCAAUAGCUUUUUAACCUAAAAUUUCUGAAGAAAUCAGCUGUCGGAGGAUCUUCGAGAUUAGAGAGAAUUGCCGUCUAGGAGCGUUUUCGUGAAUUUUGAAGACUCUUUGGAACUUUACCGGACCGCAUUCCCCCUAAAGGAUUCAACUACCCAGCUCAUCGACAAAAGUUAGGCAAAAUGACCAACCGCAGCAGCUGCAAAGCUGAAAUGGCCCUGGAGGUAGCGGCAGCGGCAGGCUUUGUUGCCAGUCUGUUGGGGACUAGGGGCUUCCUCACUGAACAACAACUGCAAGUGUUCAAGGACUGCUUACAGCAAGCACUAUCAGAGCACUACGCACAUCACUGGUUUCCAGAAAGACCCCAGAGGGGUUCUGGUUACCGCUGCAUUCGGAUUAACCACGAAAUGGACCCUAUCAUAAGCAAAGUCGCCACCCGCAUUGGUUUGAAUAGUCAGCAGCUCUUUCUCCUCCUGCCGCGGGAGUUGACACUCUGGGUGGAUCCCUACGAGGUUUCCUACCGGAUCGGGGAGGACGGAUCCAUCUGCGUGCUUUACGAAGCCGAAGUGCCGGCCGCCGUCUCUGUAACCGGCAACGACAACACGCGCAAUCCCGGCGUCAACUGCAAAAACUUCAUGAUGGGCCGCACAAGCCCCCCUAAGAACUACCUGAUGACUGUAUCCAGUUAAGCGUGAAACCGACCAGGAAGGAAGUAUACAAGACGGCCAAUGCGUGAACCAGCAGGGAGCUCCGGGCAACUUUGCCCAACCAAGACUUUGGACCUUGUUUAGUAUCUGAAUCUCUAUUUUUGGCACUGCCCUUCCGUCUUCAACUAAAUUGUAUUUAUUUAUUCAAAGGCUCUUUCCCUCAGCCCUCCCGAAUACUGAAGCACUGUUAACACUCGGCUGUUCCCAGUGGCAUUGGUCGGAUAUAUAGUGUUUUGGGUUACAUUUCUAAAGCUGUUUAGAGGCCUAUGAUUACUUUUACUUACUAUGAUUACCUUGAAACUGACAAGCUGAAUCGUGUAAAUCCUUUUCCCACCCGGAGUAAUGAGAUUUCCAAACUGGCUUCCCAACUGAAAAAAUGGUGCAAUACUCAUCUUUUUUAGUAAAGAUACAAGGGCAAAAAUAUCAUUGAUACUUGGGGGGGGAUCCUUUAAAAUGCACUACUUGUUUAUUGGCUAUUGUUUUCUACCCCAGAUAUGAAACCAAAAACAAGUUAUACAUUUGCUAUGCAGCUAGUGUGUUUGCUGUAUUGUUGAACUGGUUUUAGAUCAGCAAUCAUUUGCAGUCCUAAAAGCAAUAAGUGGACUUUCUUGCCUUAAGUGAUGUGAUAGUGUUUCAUGUCAUUUGUUUAAUAUGUUGAAUAUCUUCAUUGUGCAACUCGUUUUUUAAGGUUUAUAAUGAUGGACAAAUGUAAAUCUGGAAAUGGGUCACUGGUGCAUUACAACCUGUGUGCUGUGGUAGGAAUCUGACCCGAUCCAUGCAGAUGGGCUAUUGCUGUAAGCUGUGAGCUGACUGUACAUUUGUUGGCAGCAUCCUAACAAAACAUGUUGAUACCGGAGUGUGAUGUUCUCCAAUCGUAGCAUUCUCAUUUGUGAGCUGUUGAGCAGCUUAUUUGUUUACUAUGGGUUAUUUUUUUUCCCUUCACAUUUGACUUGUAAGCUGUGACGACAACAGUGUACAUUUUGUUUUUAUGAACUUGUGUACAUAGAUGUAUGUACAGUUUUGUACUUGAUGAGGUAAUUUUUAAAAUAAACGUUUAUGAUCAUUACA